Mangifera indica (mango) is the source of this 573-nucleotide messenger RNA. RefSeq lists its product as uncharacterized. The coding region runs from base 1 to 573 and encodes 190 amino acids. The transcript has a single exon. The record is from RefSeq and is a predicted model, not a curated record. NCBI's taxonomy places the organism in Eukaryota, Viridiplantae, Streptophyta, Magnoliopsida, Sapindales, Anacardiaceae.
AUGAAGAAUAAUAAAGCUUACAAAUUGUCAGAAUUUCUAACAAGAGAGGAUUCAGUUUCCUAUUUCUCAAAGGAUCAAGACAAUUACCAUGGUGAAGUUUCUGUUUCAAUCCCAUUUACAUGGGAAUCUCAACCAGGAACUCCCAAAAUUUGCUUCAGAGAAAACCCUCUUCCUCCUCUUGCUCCUCCACCUUCUUACUUUUACAAUUCACCUAAAAAAUCUUCCAUUGAAAAGCCAAACCCUAAUAAGUCUAAUCGUUUAGGCACCAUUAUUCCUAAUCGUGUUACGAGAAAAAGUACUCAACUUUCCACAUCACCUUCUUCUUCUUCUUCUUCCUCUUAUUCAUCGAUGUCAUCGUACUCUGUGCCAUCAUCUCCGAAGAGGUCAUCAACGAAUUUUCAAGGACGAUGUGAACAGUCAAGCCCUAGAUUGUCUGCCGAUUCAAGGGCUUUGGGGGAGGAAGAGGAGUAUGAGUCUCAUGUUUCAACUUUGUGUUUUGCUAGAGUACCAAAUUGCAGGUCAAAAGCCGGCUGCUAUUCAUCCAUAAUCAAGGUAUUGCUUAGAGAUUCUUAA